Messenger RNA from Antechinus flavipes (yellow-footed antechinus), 1611 nucleotides. Its product is annotated as probable E3 ubiquitin-protein ligase TRIML1. The record is from RefSeq and is a predicted model, not a curated record. Lineage: Eukaryota; Metazoa; Chordata; Mammalia; Dasyuromorphia; Dasyuridae. Bases 1 to 1611 code for a protein of 536 amino acids. The transcript has a single exon. Gene Ontology annotation, molecular function: protein binding; zinc ion binding.
AUGGAUGCCAAAAUCUGCCUGGAAAGCCUCCGAGUGGAUGCCCCCUGUCCCCUGUGCUUGGGCUAUGUCAGGGAGCCAGUGAUUCUCCAGUGUGGCCACACCUUCUGCCAAGAGUGUCUUCCCAGCUCCUGCAGGGAAAUCUGCCCCCCUACAGCCUGCCCAGUGUGCAGGACAGCCAUUGCCUUUGAAGACAUGGGACCCGACGGGAGGCUGCGGGAUCUGACUGACAUUAGCAAGAUGCAGAGACCUCCCUUCCUGCAGGGCCUCGGGGAUCUGCCCACCUGUGACCAGCAUGGCCUAGAGCCCACCUUGUUCUGCGAGGAGGAUCUCAGACCCUUGUGUGGAUCCUGCUUUCUAACCACAGAUCACCAGACGCACCGAGUCGUUCUCCUGGAGGAGGCUGAAAGUCAGUGCACCGAGAAGCUCGAGGCUGCGUGCCAGACUUUAAGGAUCAAGAAGAAAAGAUUUCAGAUGGAAUUGCAAUUGGAGACAAUCAGAGAGGCGCAGUGGGCAAAGGACGGCCGCCUCCUCCAAGCCUUGGCUGUGUCUGAAUAUGAGAAAAUGCGCCAGUUCUUGCGGGAGGAAGAGGAGAUUCAACUGCAAACCUUAGGCCAGGAAGCAAGAGACAAUGGGAAGAACCAGAAAAGCCCGUUUCGAAAGAACCUUCAUCUGCUAAUGAAGGCCAAGAAGCAGCCUGGGCUCCAGGCUCAGAAGCAGGCGGCUAAGUCUGAGUGGGACAAACAGCUCCGGCUCUUGUCCGAGGAAAAGGAGCUCCACCUGCGGAUGCUGGACCGAGAAGCCACAGACAACCUGGCAAAGUUUGCGGAGAGCAAGUCAAAAAUGAAGCAGGAGAUCCACAGGCUGGAGAUGGCGAUCUCCGAACUGGAGGAGAAUUACGUGCGGCUUCCUGUGGAAAUGCUCCAGGGGGCAAAAGGCGCGUUGGGAAGGAGUGAGGAGCUGCUUCUUCGGAACCCAGUGGGGGCUUCGCCGACAUGGACCCUGCGCCCCGUCUCCGGAAUGAGAGCGAUGCUGCUGAGCUUCCACAGGCCUCUGCGUCUGGACCCUCAGACGGCCCAUCCCCACCUGGCCCUCUCUGAAGAUCUGCAGAGUGUGGAAUACCGUUCUGUGCCCCAGGACGUCCCCGACAACCCCGAGAGAUUCGACUCUGCGCUCUGCGUCUUGGCCGAGCAGAAGUUCUCUUCCGGGAGACACUACUGGGAGGUGGGGGUGGGGGAGCAAAGGGAGUGGGAAGUGGGCGUCUGUGAGGAGUCCAUCAGAAGGAAGGGCGCUGGCGGCCACAAGGUUCCGGCGGACAGGCUGACCCUGGCGGCCUUCUCUUUUGACAGGGACUUUCACUUGUGGCAUUCGAACCAAAUUGUUCCUUCCUGCAAACCGGUCCAGACGCUGGGCAUUUUCCUUGAUUACGAAAGAGGACACAUAGCAUUUUACAAUGCUGCAGAUGCGACUCUGAUCUAUAGUCCCCCAGAUAAGGCUUUUCAGGGUCCCCUUCUCCCUUGGUUCUCUCCUUGCUUUCCAAAGGGGAAAAACACCUCUGGAUAUCUGCACAUCUGCCCCAGGAGGAACAGUGCUCAAGAAGAUGAUCGUGACUGA